Messenger RNA from Arabis nemorensis, 1344 nucleotides. NCBI's taxonomy places the organism in Eukaryota, Viridiplantae, Streptophyta, Magnoliopsida, Brassicales, Brassicaceae. The record is from the annotation of a GenBank genome assembly.
AUGGGUUGUUGUCUGAGCAAGAAAUCUCCUUCGAUUUCUCUCUCCAAUGGCAUCUCUCGUGUUGUUAAAUCCCCAGAUCCAAACAAACCCAUGAAACCGGUGCCUGAGAAUCCGGCAAUAGAAGAAGCCAAACCCGUAACCAUAAUAAUAUCUGAGAAACUGCAUCAAGAAGAAGAAAAUGGUUCAACGAAGGAAGUUUCCGUGACAAAACACAGGAGAAGCCAUGAGAGAUCAGAGGAAUCUCCAGCUUGUGCGGCGGUGGAGAAAUCAAUCGACUCGGUUGUGAUGAGCUCGAAAGAAGAAGUCGAUGCUAUACUGAUACAAUGUGGGAAGAUGAGUCGGAGCAACUCCGCCGCUAAAACCAGAAGAUACUCCGGCUCCAAGAGAAGCUUCGAUUUUGACCAGAACGAGAGGAUCCAAGUGGAGGUCGAGAGGAAGACGCACCGGGAGAGAGUGAAUAAUGGUUCGCCAAGACGAACUCCGAGCAGAGAAAGAGAAGAUUCAAAGAGUUACCGCUCAGGGAGCAGGGAAAGAGGAAACGGUGGUAGCAGACGGGUGAGCAGAUCUCCGGGAAAACGAUCGGAGACAAACAGUGGUAUUUCUGUAAUUUCCAGCAACAUUAGACCCAGCAAGUUUGUUACGGUUCCGGCGACGGGCAAGAGCAGCAACGGAGAGCCAUCAAUCAAACGAAUUACUGUUAAGAGAAACAUCGGAGAAGCUUGUCGAACCGCCGCGACGAGUAACGUUCAGCCACCACCACCGUCGCUGAGCCGAAGCUCUUCACGGAAGGCAGAGCAAUCACCGUAUAGAAGGAAUCCAUUGGGAGAGAUUGAUCAAAACUCGUCAAAAGGAGACAAAACUGGAUCUUGUAACACCAAUUGCAACAAGAAGAGAGAAAACGAAUCUUCGAAACCUAAUCCGAGGAAGACGAUUAGAGCUUCAAGCCCUCAAGUGAUAAGCAGAAGCAGAUCUUUGAGGAAAUCACGAGAUUUCGAUUUCUGUCCAGAAACAUUGUUGCUAUCAAACGAAGACAACAACAACAAUUACACGGCCUUGUUGUUAAAGGACAUUCAGAGUUUCCAUGGGAAGAGUAAUAAUGUCGAUGAUCCUUCAGUUUCGUUUAAUCUUCUCCCAUCAUGUGUUACAAAGGCUUGCUCCAUUGUUGAAGCAGUGGCGGAUCUUAACUCUACGACCAGUUUGAGCUCUGACUCGACUCAGUUUAGAUUCACAUCUACUGCCAAGAAAGCGGAUCUAAUGGAACCAAGCUUUGAAAAGUAUGUUACUGUCAAGAGAGGAGGUUCGUUUGAAGGGCAAGAAUCAUCAGGCAGCAACAAUCUUACUUGA